UCUUUCUCUCCCUCUCCCUGCCACGCUCCCACGCUUAGGGAACAAGGCUCAACCAGUGGUGGUGGGAGAAGCGGGACUGGAGUGUUUAGUGCUGUCGUCACUGCUCUUGAUUGUUUGACCCUGGGAGAAAGUUCUGCCACAGGGGGAGAUAUGUGUCUGAAACCGAGGGACUGGAACAGACAGAAUAGGAGAGGGAUACCGCGAGCGUGAGAGCCUCGGCUCAGGCUUUGACCAUUCAGCUACCGGACGCCAUUGUGGCUGAGAGACUGGAGGCUCAGGAGGCUAGAGGAAGAUGUUGACCCCAUGGGGGUUGUUCCUCUGCCAGCUGGCAAUAAUCACAUCCUACCAUGUCAUCAAAGCCAGCCUCUGCCUGGGUGGGUCGGACAUCUUUGCAACGGUGAGCGAGAACAGCCCCGUAGGAGAGUUCAUAGCGAACCUCAGCAUCAUCGGGGACCCUACAGGAGUCAAUAGCAUCCGCUUGUGCCUCACCGGAGAGAACGCCAAUUGGUUCUACCUUGAAGGGAGAACCAUCAGGCUAAACUCAUCCGUUUUAAGAGUCCUGGAUCGAGAGCGCCAUGGAUCUGUUUUGAUGGCAGCAUUAACAUGUUAUGAAGAUGACAUAAUACAGAGUGAAUACAGGGUCAUAGUUGAGAUCCUGAAUGAAAACGACAACAAACCAAGGUUCUUUGAGAAGACUAUACAACCACGUUACAUAAGUGAGCUCACUGCAGUCAACUCUGUAGUCUUCACCGUCAAGGCCAUCGAUGCUGAUGGAGACAGCAUCACCUACAUCAUCGACAGAGCCUUGCCUGAUGCCAGCUACUUCAGGAUAGACCUACCCAACAGUGGUAAAGUGAUCCUGGACAAGCCAUUGGACUAUGAGACCAAAACCCAGCUGCAGCUAGUCAUCUACGCUGUGGAAACCAACACCAAGGAGUGGUACAACACUUCCGCCUCUCUGACUGUGAACGUGAAGGACGGGGACGACCAGUACCCUCAGUUCCUACCGUGCACACCUAUCUCCCAGGACAACAACCACACGAUUGUCUGCACCAAUCCCAUCUACGCAGUCAACAUCACAGAAAAGGACCAGGACAUGUUACUGCAUUUCUCUCCUGGUCCAAUUCAUGCCGAAGAUGGAGACAGAAGCCUUGAUACGCCUUUGCUCUACUCCAUUCUCUCAGGUGCUGACAAAAACAGGUUUCAGAUUGACAACCAAACAGCAGAGAUCACAUUGACUAGACGGGUGGAAAACAGACACCUGACACCUAUAUUCCGACUACGCAUCAUGGCAUCUCAGCUGAAUGACCCAAAGAAGUACAGUGUGGCGACAGCGCUGGUCCGGGUGCUAGCAGAGAACCGGUUCCCUCCCCUCUUUAACAGAACCACGUACAAGGGCUUCAUCGUCGAGAGCUCCAGUCCGGCCACGCUAGUCUCCACCUAUGGGAACGAGGUGCUUCUCAUCCAAGCCAUAGACCAGGACUUCGUAGAUGGGGUGAAUCCAAAAAUGCAUUACUCUCUCCCGCCCACAUCAGCCACAACUGCACUGUACCACAUCACCCAGGAAGGGGUUAUCAUCGCUAAGACCGACCACCUACGACCCUUUGAGAGGCACAUCCUAGAGGUGGUCGCUAUGGAUGAGGAAUCAGGUGAGGUUGCUAAAGCCUCAGUCGACAUAGAGCUGCUACAAAGAGGCCAGCCAGUUCCACGGACACCUUUUGGAGAAGAGCGGUUGUUCAGAGACAUGGAUGUGAGGAUGGCUGGCGGUAUCAUGGGUGGGAUGCUGCUGCUGUUAGUGACCACCCUGUUCCUGCUGAUCCGAUGGGCCAAGAGGAGACGGAGACGGGACCCGGCCAGACGAGGGGCUGUCGCCCUGGGGAAGCACCCCAAUGUGGAUUUGCAUGAGCCCUGUCAUCCUCUCCAGGCUCCUUAGAGAGGGAGAACACACAUCUCUCACACCACUCUGGACAUCAAUCACACAUCCACAGACUGAACUGCUUUUAAUUGUGAUUCAUUUUCAGUUAUUAUGUCUGUAUGACAUGUACUGUAUAUACUGUAGUACUAUCUCUUUAGAAGCACUGUUGCCUUUAGAGAUGUGUCCCUUUUAUAGAGGUUAAGGGGUGGAACAGACAUUAGUACUGCAAGACAUUAGACAUUAGCAAUGUAAGUACAAUUGGUUCGUCUCGCUCGCUGCUGUGUUGCCAUCGAUUGUCUUGCCCCGGGGGGCCCUUCAUAGUGUCCAGUUUCAGGAGAAGAUGCUGGAGUUUGUCCUUUUUCAGAGAGAGAUCUAUCAGAGAAAAUAAAAAUAAUACAUUAACUUUAGCUAAAUGCAAACCAAACAUUAACUAGGCCUACAUUUUGAAUAAUUUUGCAUCCUAGACAGUGAAAGGCCAAUUUCUUAGGGUCAUGCUCUGAUUACUACCUCAUGCUGUGAAAAACAUGAUUCAGGUACAUUACUAUCAACAAAUCCACCCAGUAUAUUUCCCCUUUGCCCUGUCAAAGACCUCUGACAUUUCCCUCUGACCACUGACCUUUGACAUGGCGUUCCUUCUGGGCCCUGAGAUGGGAACCGGCCUGCUGUUUGAGAUGGAGAAGGUACUCAUGGCUGCUGGAGGGAUUGUUGUAACUGGAGGGUCCUACAUCAUUAUCUUCAUCAUUCACUUUGGUGCUACAGCCCUCUAUGAAAACACAAAGCUUUCUACUCAAGUGAUGUUUUGUCUUGCCUCAGGAAAGUCCUAGUUAGUGGUUUUUGAUUGAACAGGGCCCUCAGUCAAGAGAUACACUUCAAUGCAAUCUAGUGUUUGGAAUAUAAGGAGUGUCUCAUCAUGAUCAAUGGACAGGAAGUUAUCAUCGAUGACCUCAUAAUUCUCUGCCAUUUGGCUUUUGCUGUGAUUGGUGGAGGUGACAUUUACAGGUGUGCUUGGACCUUUACUUGAGAGAUCUAAAACCUGCCCUGAGACAGAGGCAAUACCCAAAGGUAAUCACCUGCUUUUGACAGUUGUUAGGCCUAAAUUAACAUUAUGUAAUCCAUUCAAUCAUCACUCGCCUGCAGUAUUUUUUGUUCCUAUCAUUUGUUAUACAAAUUCAGUGCUCUCUUUUACCAGGGUUGAGAUUGUUCUCCAUAGGCUGUGAUGGUGGGAUAACAUGCCCUGACACCAGCCCUUUCUCCACGUACUGAGGAACAUUGCUGAUCACCCUCUCGGUGGAACAUCUGCAAAAACACAUUAAACCAUAGUGUUGCGCUCAUAAGCCAGUUAUCCAAUUAGUGGCAGAAGAAAAACAACAGAUAAAAUACAAAGCAAGUUAAGCCAUGGCUGUGAUGUUGGGUGUUGGCUGUAAUAGAAGGCUAUAAACUACAAAACAAAUAAACAGUUGGCUGUGAUUUAGUAUUCUACUGUAGUCGGCAUGUAUAUUGUGCCAGUAACUGCAAUGCAGGUACACUCAGCAAAUACACUAAUUUUGCAUCUACACUGCCUCCACAAUUUCUUUCAAACAUUCAGCAGGGGGUCUACUACCUUGAAGAAUUCAAAGAGUUCUACUCGGAGGCAGACACAAGGUCCUCUCUCCCUGUUUUGAUCCAGUGCCCAUGAAAUUAUGCCUAGAUAUGGGGAAUGUGUUAGAGAAAAAAAUUAAAACAGUAUGCUGGUGAAGUCAAUGGAUCACAUUUUAAUUAUUUUACUCACCAUAGUGAAAAUUAGGUCAACUCUAGUGCACUAUGGUAUCACAGACUUGCAUACAAUUCAUUUACUGAUGUUUAGAGAACAGAAAGAACCCAUGCAGGUUAUUCCACAUAUCCCUUCCAAAAUGAAUGUUUCCUGCUAUAAUUAUGUGUAUGGAACCACUUGUUGAAGUGGACGGAUGAAUAAUGACUACAAUACCACCUAUCAACUAAAUCAGCAACCAUUACCAUUCUCCUAGCAGCAGGAUAGUAAUGGAAGCACUAUCCUGCCACUAAAGUGUCAAUACUAUCUCAAAAUGUCUACUUAUUAUAAACAUUUUUAGAUACCUAAGUAAACAUUUCUAGAUAAUAUCUAAACAUUUAUAGAU
Salmo salar (Atlantic salmon) is the source of this 4047-nucleotide messenger RNA. It is a transcript of the gene cdhr5-rs, whose product is annotated as cadherin-related family member 5, related sequence. The record is from RefSeq and is a predicted model, not a curated record. Gene Ontology annotation, cellular component: membrane; adherens junction; catenin complex. Gene Ontology annotation, biological process: cell migration; calcium-dependent cell-cell adhesion; cell-cell adhesion mediated by cadherin. Lineage: Eukaryota; Metazoa; Chordata; Actinopteri; Salmoniformes; Salmonidae. Gene Ontology annotation, molecular function: calcium ion binding; beta-catenin binding; cadherin binding.